Lathyrus sativus (Indian pea) is the source of this 738-nucleotide messenger RNA. NCBI's taxonomy places the organism in Eukaryota, Viridiplantae, Streptophyta, Magnoliopsida, Fabales, Fabaceae. The record is from the annotation of a GenBank genome assembly.
AUGGAUCCUUGGCCAAGUAUCUCUGAAAGUGCAAAAGACUUGGUUAAGAAGAUGUUUGUUAGAGAUCCUAGUAAAAGGAUAACAGCACAUGAAGUUCUUUGCCACUCUUGGAUUCAGGUUGACGGAGUUGCUCUCGACAAGCCUUUUGAUUCCGCAGUUUUGAGUCUUCUGAAGCAAUUUUCUGCUAUGAACAAACUCAAGAAAAUGGCUCUUCGAGUUAUUGCUGAGAAUCUUUCUGAAGAAGAAAUAUCUGGGUUGAAAGAAUUGUUUAAGAUGAUAGACACUGACAACACCGGUCAAAUUACUUUCGAAAAACUCAAGGCUGGACUGAAAAUGUUCGGCGCCAAUCUCAAUGAAUUUGAGAUUUUUGAUCUAUUGAAUGCUGCAGAUGUAGAUAAUAGUGGCACAAUUGACUAUGGAGAAUUCAUAGCUGCAACAUUGCAUUUGAACAAAGUUGGUAGGGAAGAUAAUUUAGUUACAGCUUUCUCAUAUUUUGAUAAAGAUGGAAGUGGUUACAUCACUCAAGAUGAGCUUCAAAAAGUUUGUAAAGAAUUCAGCAUGAAAGAUGUCGACUUAGAGGAAAUGAUCCAAGAAGCUGAUCAAAAUAAUGAUGGACAAAUAGACUACAACGAAUUUGUUGUUAUGAUGCUGAGAGGCAAUACAGAUUUAGGCAACAGUGGUUCAAAGUGUAGAAGCACUAGCUUUAACAUUGGAUUGAAUGGUGGUGUUUAUAAUUGA